AUGGUGGUGCCUGAAUCCACCCACGAGCAGGUGCGGCUGGAACCUCGGAGACGCUAUGUGGAUGUCGACCACUGGCGCCCAUACAUCACCACCAGAUACCCCGAGGAGAUCCAAUCCGGGGAUGCCCGCGAAUUUGAAUACGAGAUAUUGGGUCAGGACGCCGGCCCGCGACCCAUCCCAGCCUUCCCCGUGAGAAACGGCUUCCGCAUUCCGGCGUGGAUACCCGCUGCCAACCCCGAACUCCAACCCGGCGUCAUCACCGACGACCACAUCCGAAUGGCCUGCAUCAUCCUCAUCCAGAUGGCGCCCGACCUGGCGAGGGAAAUCCCCAGACGCUAUCUCGAGAUCCAGUCCAUACUCGACAGGGGAAUAGAAAGCAGCAGGAGAAGGGUCCUCACGGAGGAACGUGUCGCCGAGUAUGCCCCGCAGGAUUGGACCGCGUCCCCCGACGAGGGUGGGCUCAAGAUGGAGGAAGAGCACUUGCCGGAUGUGUACAUGAGGAUUCUGAGGACGUUUGAGGCUGCGGACAGCAAGGAUGGGCCGUUUGGGUUGUUUGCGGAUUUGUAUCCCGGCGUUCGCGAGCAUGACAUUAUUCCGGCUCCGAAGUGGCCUCGUUGUCUGGGACAUUACAUUUUUGACCGGGUGGCGCAGCGGAAGGUGACGGAUCAGAGGCGUGACGCGUGGGCUGCCGGGAAGUUUGAGAAGAGUCGUGCUGCGAUUGCUGCCGAGAAGGCUGCCACUGAGGCGGAGGCUGCCGCGCAGCAGCAGCAGUUGGAGCAGAAGCAGCAGCAGCAGCAGCAGCAGCAGCAACAGCAGCAACAGCAGCAGCAGAAACCCCAGAGAAAGAGAGACAAAAUUAUUAGUAUGAUGCAAUAUGGCGCCCCGAAAGCACCUCUACCAUGA
Molecule: messenger RNA, 903 nt
Organism: Podospora pseudocomata
Lineage: Eukaryota; Fungi; Ascomycota; Sordariomycetes; Sordariales; Podosporaceae
Exons: 3
Coding region: 1-903 (300 amino acids)
Source: RefSeq, a predicted model, not a curated record